GAAGUGGGUAAUAAGCGUGCACUGGAGCAAGCGAAGCGAAACUUGGUAAAUCAUUAUUUAGUGGUUGGAUUAAGCGAACAGAUGCGAGAUUUCAUUGAAUUACUUGAAGUUUUACUGCCAUCAUUCUUUCGCGGAGCUCUGCAGCACUUUGAUUCACUCGACGAAAAACAUGCAAAUUUGCGGCACACAAAUCACAAAGCACCUCCCAGUAAAGCAACAGUGGAGGCAGUUCGCGAUGAUCCGAUAUACAUGAUGGAGCGGGAAUUCUAUGAUUUCGCGCAGGAGCAUUUCAAUGAAAUAUUUCGGCGUUCAAAGGAUGACACAAACGGACAGAUACUUCCUCAACAGUUCCACUAUGAAAAGAUCAAACCUCUGUAG
This is a messenger RNA of Gongylonema pulchrum, 378 nucleotides long. Lineage: Eukaryota; Metazoa; Nematoda; Chromadorea; Rhabditida; Gongylonematidae. The record is from the annotation of a GenBank genome assembly.